Molecule: messenger RNA, 4580 nt
Organism: Plectropomus leopardus (leopard coralgrouper)
Lineage: Eukaryota; Metazoa; Chordata; Actinopteri; Perciformes; Serranidae
Gene: rbm4.2
Product: RNA binding motif protein 4.2
Cellular component (GO): nucleus
Molecular function (GO): zinc ion binding; mRNA binding
Source: RefSeq, a predicted model, not a curated record
UGAAGCGAAAUGUUUUUACGAAGUUAUUGCUGCGUAGCUGUUAUGGCAGCGUUGCUGUAGAUGUGCUCUGAGAGGACGCUGUCUGAGCGAGUGAAUGCACGUUAGCUAGACACACAGAACUUCACCAUGGUGAAAAUAUUUAUUGGCAACCUUGCCUGCAACACGUCACCGGAGGAGCUGCGCGAACUCUUCGAAAAGUAUGGAAAAGUCUCAGAAUGUGACAUUGUCAAAAACUAUGGUUUUGUACACAUGAACAACAUGUCCGAAGCAGAGGAGGCCAUCCGAAAUCUCCACCAGCACCAGCUGAACGGCUGGCGCAUGAACGUGGAAAUGAGCAAAGGGAGGCCCAAGUCCACCACCAAACUGCACGUCAGCAAUCUGGGUGAAGGGGUCAGCGCUGACGUGCUGCGCGCCAAGUUUGAAGAGUUUGGUACGGUGGUGGAGUGUGACAUAGUCAAGGACUACGCCUUCAUUCACAUGGAGCGAGUGGAGGAUGCCAUGAAUGCCAUCGAUAAGCUGGACAACGUUGCCUACAAAGGCAAGCUGAUGAGCGUACAGCUGUCCACCAGUCGGCUUCGCACCGCCCCGGGAAUGGGAGAUCAUACCGGCUGCUAUGUCUGCGGGAAACAUGGUCACUGGUCGAAAGAUUGUCCAGUCGGUCGGAACGGUAGCCACGGUGACGGCGAAAGAGGUCGGAGCGGCAGGGGCCCCCCACGCGGUCCCCCGGGUUACGGCAGGGGCAGCUACGGGAUGGCCCCACCUCCAGAUGCUGAUUACAUGGGUGGCUCUGCGUAUAGUCAGGCUAGUUAUGGGCUGCCGCCUCCCCCUCGUAGGCCCGCUGGCUACAGCUAUGAGCUGGGGGAUCGGUACGCCAGCAGAGCACCCGCCGGCUACGCCGACAGGUCAUCAGCUUAUGAUCGUGACCGUGCCUAUAGCAGUGUUGACUUCUAUGAGAAGUACAGACCUCGCUCUUAUGGCUCAAGUUAUUUCGAAGAACGUCGCAUGUCCUAUCUCCCCCCUCCUCCUCCUCCCCCAUCCUCCCUUUCAAAAAUUGCCUCCAGUGUAGAUCCAUAUGAGUGUCGGCCUCCAUCCUCAUCGACCGCCGCAGCUGCCGCAUACUAUGCACGUGACCGCAGCCCGAUCAGACGAGUACCAACGUCCUCGGCCGGCUACACCUAUGAGCGAACACGGCUGUCACCGGUGUCAGGCUCCAGGAGCUCCUACUCAGUCCCACGACCCAAGGAUCAUUACGCUCCGCGCUAUGCGCCUUACUAAAGCCAUGGUGCCAAGGUGAGCAACAUAGUCAACAUCAGUGACAGUUAAAGGGUAACUUUGGCAUCUUUAAACCUUGAACUUUUUUCCCAAUGUUUUUGUGAACUGAUGUGGACUUUUUUUUCUUUUUUUUUAUCUUUCCAGUAUUGAGAGAGAGGGUUGCAGCAUGCAGCCACAUAAUGUAACCAUACAGGGCAACUGAGCACAAUCACUGCACAUCAGUGUAUAAAUGGUUAUUUUUUUGACAGAGACGGGCCCCGAUUAUUAGAAUGAGAAGGCCAGAUCAAAUGAAAGGUAAUGAGACACCUUUAAUAUCAAUCUGAGCUAAUGCUGGGCGAUAUACUGGUUCAUCUGGUAAAUCUGUGAUACGUUUUUACGAUAUUAAUAUGUCAGAUACCUUUAUACCUGCGCUCAGUUGAAAAACUCUGCGACUCUUCAACAGAGUCAUCACAGGGAAAAUACCAGACACAAAAUAUAGGUCAUAGCGCUCAGCAGUAAUGUGAGCCUGUCUGUGGCAAAAAUAACAACCUUCAAAGGACGUACAGCGGCGGUGCACAGUUGCCCCAUUUGUUUACAUUACAGGCACUGCACGGCUGCUGGCUGCAUGCUGCAGCUCUCUUUCUCAAUACUGGACUCAUUUAAAAAAAAUGUUCACAUCAGUCACUUAGACACAAAAACAUGGGAGAAUAGGAUCCAGGUUGAAAAAUGUUCAAGUUACACUUUAACGUAAUGUCUGCACAGUGGGACAUUUUCCUGUAAGUCGUUACAGUGGGCACUGGGAUCCCGAAACCCUUUUAACUCUUAAAAGGUACUGAACCGCUACAAGCUGUGCUGCGGAUAAUGGGGGUAUAAACUCGGUCUCUGAAAAGGGAAUUUGCUCUCUUUCUAGGUCUGUUUGUGAACGGCAGGACUUUUCCUUUUCCAUCAGUCUGCGCGAUGUGCGCCGAAGCAGAGCAUAUACGCGGAAAAUUAAGAUCGGAAAUCGCGUCUGCACCUUCUAGGCACCUGAGACGCCAGUUGCCUGCAGACUAAUCGUCUUUUCAGUUGCAUCCACUUAAUCUGUUUUCAAAAAGGAUGAUUAGCAAACUGCACUGUUUGACAUGUACGGUGUAUAAAACAAUAACUUGCUUACUUGCUCUGCUGGUUUUCAGCUCAGUUUUUAGCCAUGUCUUCUUUUUUACCUGUGUUCCUCGCUCACAUGAAGCACAUCGUUAAAUUCAGCAAAUGUUAUUUGUUUGGUUUCCAUUUGUCGUUUAAAAUAAGUGUUGCUGUUUCUUGAAGAUAUGAAAUUGCACCUAUCUUUUUUCAGUGGAAUGAGGGUUAACCCAUGCUCGUAGUACACAGGAAUCUUAUCUUACUUCUCGACACACGUCUGGUAUGACCUCAGUCAGUUAUAUGGAUGUGGAUAAAGAUGCAUGUUUUUUCAGAAAUGAUCCUCAUUUUUGUCCAUCAGUGUGCUGUGACAGUCUGCGACUCUUCAGGUUUGUUUUGUUAUAGCUGGUUGGUUUUUAUGCUUACAGGGGUGAAACACCCAGUAAGCAGCGAAAAAAAACUACACUCUUUGCCCAAUGUAGCAAAUUUGUGUUCCAAUUCACAUUGAAGAAAACAAAAGAGAAAUUGAUCCAUAUUAAGGCAGGGCAAUAUGGAGAAAAUUAUAUAUCAAUAUAUUGGACUAGACCUCAAUAUCGACAUAGCGAUAAUAUUGCAGGGUUGACUAAUGGUGCUUUUAUGAAAUGUCUACACAAUGAGAUUUUUGACAAAUUUUCAGUAAUCUGACAAAGGCAAAUACAAUAACAUAAAUCUGGUAAAUUACACCUCUUUACUGUAAUGCAGCCUUUAAAACUGGGGAAAUGCAGCACUUAUAAUAUAUCCAAAAUGAAAGACGGUAUCAAGAUAUUGAUAUUAGAGAUGUAUUCCAUUUUUAACUUCGCAGAGAGAAGAUUCUCAGAUUCUGAUUCCUGUACUUCUGAAUUGGCCAAUAAUGAGUUCCUAUCCAAUACCAUUGCGUAAAAACAAAAAUGUACGACCUAUACUAUUAACCCUUUUGACUGUCAAUUGAUUGCUAUCAAUGAAGUAAGGCAUGGCGACACGUUAAAUCCCUUAUAAACGCUGUAGAACUGUUAUCUAAUUUGACAUGUUGCUAACGUUACACUUUUUUUGGGCGCUUUAAAUCGGUAGUUCUGAGUGGUUGCAGGCUAAACUUGCUGUGUGCGGUACUUUUGGAGAAGAAGAAUUCAUAUCUGGGAAAACUGUAGUUUUAUUUGGGUGUUAAACUACUUGAAAGUUGAAUUUUAAUUUAUCACACUGCCCUAAUCCAUAUCCAUGAAACUGACCUGGCUGACACAGAAUCCCAAUUGAGUAUUAGUAUCUAUGGUUAGACAAAUAAUCUCAGACAUUCCAGUCUCAUUUUUUUUUCUAAUUAGUGUCUACAGAAUAUCAAAGUGAUACAUUUUAUACUUUUCAUUGAGGUGUCUGCUUGUCGAAAUUGUUUUUAAAUGAAAGUGGAAACAGACAACAUUGCUCUCUUGCGUUUUCAAGUGUUAUUCUUGAGGUAGCUUUUUGCAGAGACAACCAGAUUGCUUUCCCUUUUCAUUAGAGCCCUCGCAACUACCAGUUACUUUGUUUUUCCACCAUCAAAUAACUUAUAUUAAUACUCUUUAGUAACAAAACAAAAGCGCUAUCUGCUUCCUGAUUUGGUUGCACACUUCCUUUGAGCUGUAAAUGGAGCCUUCAUUUUCCUAAAUCAUACCUGGCAGACAGAAUUGCACAGCAGAAGAGAGACUAAAAAGAAACCAGUCUUAACAUCAGUGAUUUUAUUAUUCUAUAGCUAUUCCAUUGCAUGAUCCAUAUUAACUUCAUAAAGGUAAGUUUAAGCACAAAACUUGUCUAUUUCCACUUUGUGUGCCGUUGAGUGACACCUUAAGAUUGUAAGCUGACUUGUGAUGUGCAACUAAGUAAUAUCUUAAAUGUUUUUUUUCCAUUGGUAAUGUUGCACAUAUUACAAAACAGCUGCCAAUAGAUACUACCCUUUCAUCUUUAAAAUUGUUGGUUCUGUUGGAUCUUUAUUGUAUUCAUAUAACAGCAUAAGCAGCAGAUUUGUACGUGUGAGGCAGGACUCAGGGCUUGGGCUGUGUAAGUCAUGAGGCACUUGUGUUUUCUUGAAGGUGCCUUUGUUUUGUUUUGCAUUUACGUGGAUCUGAAGUUUGUAUUUUUCAUACUAGCUGUAAAAAUACCAGCAUACAUUGAAAAUUUAUGGUGGAUAUGAUUUUUAAUAAAGCCAAAUAUGAAUUUGGUGACACUUUUCUUCA